GCCGAUUGCUUAGCUGCAAUCUAUUCCUCUAGGUUUAUGUAGCAAGGUCUUUUCCUCCACCCUUUCAUUGACUGCAAUCACUCUCUGCCUCCCCUUUUAGUCUUAUCUCUCCCCCCCUCCCCUUUCUGUCCCCUUUCCCUCCCAUCCUUCCUUCUCGAUCUCUAGCAAUCUCUUGACACCUGAAGGAAAGCCUGGGAGGUGUGACCCACUGCAAGGGGGAAAAAAACCAAUAAAAGGAAAGUCUAGGAAGGUAUGGGGGAUGGGGCAACUCCUUAUGUGUAGCUGCUGAUUAUUUUGCAUGGAUUGGUGAGGAGAAAAGAGAGCUGCGUUGGGGGGGGAACUAAAAAAGGCUUAUUGCUCCGAUAAUACUGAGCCUGAGUUAACCAAGGGCAAGCCCUGUGAGAACAAGCUGAACAUGAAUGAAAACAUUCACUGUCCAUUAUCUUCUGCAGAGUAUAAUGAGCCACAUACCUCGGGCUUGCAGCUAGCCAUGUUAGCCUGUAAUAAUGGGAGUGAACAGCCAGCAGAGCCCACAAAUCCCUCCAAUGAAAAAGCCAGCCUCCUGAAUAGCGCUGAGCCAUCCAGAGCAAAGGAACGCAGAAGCCCAGCCAAUGACAGCACCGGCCAUGGGGCCGAACAUCUGGAAAUGGCACCAGACCUAUGGAAGCAGAGCGAAAUGCAGAGAAAUAGGGUACAGCAAGCACAAUCAGAGAGUGACAGCAGCAGUGUCAAUGGUCUGGUGCUGACGAACGGUUUGCAUACAGAGUUUGAGCCGAGGAAGGAGAGGGACUUUGAUGGCAAGGAGGUAACAGAGACGCAGGGCAGCACAGCGCCAAGGAGAAGUGAUGCUGACUUGGAGGAGAGGGACUCGCCAAGCAAGGAGCUGUAUAGCGAGCUGCUCAGUGGUGUGCAUUUGCAGACCUUCCUGGACUCUCCAGAGGUGUUAAGUGCUGGGGACUCAGAGGAACAGCUAAGGUUUGCAGCUGGAGAAGCCAAGCAAAGUUGCACGGAGGAUGACAAGGAAGAGUUGCAAUUGAAAGACAUCAGGGAUGGAUUCAGCUCUACCUUUGAAAAAAUUGUGGAGUCCGACCUUAUGAAGGGCACGUACUACAGCAGCCUGGACUCCCUGGACGUGCUCUCCCUCACAGAUGAGACAGACAGCUGUGUCAGUUUUGAGGCUCCGCUCACUCCACUGAUUCAGCAAAGGGUCAAGGAAAGCCCUGAACUUUUAGAACAGAAACUGGUUGCCCAGCAGAAAGGAGCCCUGCAACACAUGGCGGCGGAGAAGCAAGAGCAGGCAGCCGCGAAGCCAGCGGACGAGGAUUUGGGGAGCCCUCUGAGGCACUCAAUUACCAGCAGCAGGUCGGAAAAUGUGCUCAGCCGGUUAUCCUUGAAAAAUAUCCCUAAUGGAUUCCACGUCGAUGGAGCUGAGGAAGAUGCCUUGAAGCUUAUUAACUCCAUCAGUGAUGCCAGCUUAAAAGAUACUCUUUCUGACUCGGACUCUGACAUGGGCAGCACCGAACAGCUUGACCAUGGCAGCACAGACACAUUAGCAAAUGGCUGCAAGGCAGAUAGUGAUGCUGCCAAGAGACUGGCCAAGCGCCUCUAUCACCUUGAAGGAUUCAAGCGCUGUGAUGUGGCACGCCAGCUUGGGAAAAACAAUGAAUUUAGCAAGUUGGUAGCAGAAGAAUAUCUCAGUUUCUUUGACUUCACUGGUCUCACCCUGGACAAAGCACUCAGAACGUUCUUGAAAGCGUUCCCUCUGAUGGGAGAGACGCAGGAACGGGAGCGUGUGCUGAUCCACUUCUCCCGGAGAUACUGCCAGUGCAACCCAGAAGAGAGCACGUCGGAAGAUGGGAUUCAUACACUGACCUGUGCCCUGAUGCUGCUAAACACAGAUCUUCAUGGCCACAAUAUUGGAAAGAAGAUGUCAUGCCAACAAUUUAUAGCAAACCUGGAUGGCUUAAAUGAUGGGAAGGACUUUGCAAAGGAUCUGCUGAAGACGCUGUAUAACUCAAUCAAAAAUGAGAAGCUGGAGUGGGCCAUUGACGAGGAUGAGCUGAGAAAAUCGCUGUCGGAACUCGUGGACGACAAACUAGGAGCCAGUGCAAAGAAAGUGACGCGGAUCGUAGAUGGCAGCAAUCCUUUCCUGGACAUUCCCCAGGCGCUGAAUGCAAUUACCUAUAAGCACGGCGUCCUCACCCGGAAAACCCAUGCUGAUACAGAUGGGAAGAGAACCCCGAGAGGAAGAAGAGGAUGGAAGAAGUUUUAUGCUGUGCUUAAAGGGACCAUUCUUUAUUUGCAGAAGGAUGAAUAUAAACCUGACAAAGAUCUCUCUGAAGUGGAUCUGAAAAACGCCAUCCGAGUUCACCACGCCUUAGCCACCAAAGCCUCUGACUACAGCAAAAAAUCCAACGUGCUCAAGCUGAAGACAGCUGACUGGAGAGUUUUUCUCUUCCAAGCUCCAAGCAAAGAAGAAAUGCUCUCCUGGAUACUGAGAAUAAACUUAGUGGCUGCUAUUUUCUCUGCCCCCGCCUUCCCGGCUGCCAUAUGCUCCAUGAAGAAAUUCUGCCGUCCCCUCUUGCCAUCUUCAAUGACUAAGCUGUGCCAGGAGGAACAGCUGAGGUCCCAUGAAAGUAAGAUGAGGCAGAUUGCAGACGAAUUAACAGAGCAUAAAUUACAUCCUGUAGAGAAAAGCCUCAAGUCAAAAGAGGCUGAAGAAUAUAGGCUGAAAGAGCAUUACUUAAUAUUCGAGAAGAGCCGCUACGAGACAUACAUUAACCUGCUGUGCGUGAAGAUAAAAGUUGGGACAGAUGAUCUGGAGAAAAUCGAAGCCAGCCUUUUCAUGGUGGAAGCUGAUGAUAUCUCCUUGCGGAAGACACAUUCAAGCCCUUCCCUGAGCCAAGGACACUUGUCUGUACACAGCAAGGUGGAAAAGGACGUUAUAGAGCAGAACACUUAACAGGUAACGCUAGUGCAGGCGAAAUCAAUCAGUGAGGCUUAGUACUCCUUGACUAGAUCGAUGAGCACAAUUAUACCUAGGAAACCAUAUGAACAAAACCGGUAGAUGUACAAGACGUGGAUUCUGAUCCAGCGAAAGAAAUCAAAGAAGCUUUACACUUUCCUAAUUUUUCCCCAGUGCCCUGAGAUUUCAGUGUCAUUGACUCUCUACUUUCUCUUCACAUCUGUACCCCCUUCAGUAUUUCAUUUACUACUGCUCCCUGUGUGCAUACAAUAAAGGGACACAUUCUUUGUA
Messenger RNA from Trachemys scripta elegans, 3256 nucleotides. RefSeq names its product pleckstrin and Sec7 domain containing 2 (gene PSD2). The transcript is spliced from 15 exons. The record is from RefSeq and is a predicted model, not a curated record. Gene Ontology annotation, molecular function: phospholipid binding; protein binding; guanyl-nucleotide exchange factor activity. Lineage: Eukaryota; Metazoa; Chordata; Testudines; Emydidae. Gene Ontology annotation, biological process: regulation of ARF protein signal transduction. The coding region runs from base 416 to 2962 and encodes 848 amino acids.